Aspergillus ibericus CBS 121593 is the source of this 1258-nucleotide messenger RNA. RefSeq lists its product as uncharacterized. The transcript is spliced from 5 exons. Bases 83 to 1117 code for a protein of 344 amino acids. The record is from RefSeq and is a predicted model, not a curated record. Lineage: Eukaryota; Fungi; Ascomycota; Eurotiomycetes; Eurotiales; Aspergillaceae.
GUUUCUAUGUCCUGUACUCUUUCCCGAGUAUUAUCGACAUUCUCGUACUUCGGCAUCUGGCAUAUUUUAUUAGCCGGCAAAGAUGGUAGAAUGUCUUGAGUUGGUGACUCUGCUAUGUCUUGUUCUGCAGUUGGUAGUCUGCAGUGUGGCCUCUAAUGGAUAUCCCUUAGGAGUCAACCUCGGACCAACGUAUAUCACAGCAGCCUAUGUAAAUGGAGACGAUCAAGCAAUACCGCUCGUCAAGAUAGAAGGACCUUCAGCAUACCAGGAGCAUAUGAAGCAGCUACUCGCUGAUUCUGCGAGAAGGGCCUAUAUUGCAGGUAGACUGCAUAUUAAGGAGGAUGAUACUUGGGUGCCAGCUCCUGAGAGUGCGCUUAGCUACCCGUCCGACAAGGCAGAUUUGAUCACAUCUCUUCUUCAACAGGCGCAGGACCAAGCAGCUCAGUAUCUCCAUCGACCUAUCAAUAUCACAGCGCUGGGGAUCCCAGUUGGUCUCGACUCCAUCGCCGAAUAUCACCUCAAACACACAGCCCUUGAAGCGACCUCAAUGCAAUUUAUCUGGCACGCUAGCCGUUAUCUUGAUGCUGUACGUCGUGCAUAUGGGCUGAACACGUGUGCAGCGUUCGGUCACCCUGAAGGCUGUAUUUUGCUCAACGAAGAUAAUUGUAUCUUUUUUGUGGACCUCAAUUGCGACGGUCUAGUAAACCUAUGGGUGAGUUAUGUCGCUGACUAUGCGGUUGAUAUUAAUGAAGAGCAACAUGCGACGUACAACAUGAGUGCUUACGCGCAUGGUGAAGGUGGAGGACAGUCCGACUCUCAGGAAUUAUCAGAAUUCUUUCAAAAAUUUAUCGAGAAGAAAAUCCCAUCCUCCAUGGGCGAGGAUCUCCGAGCAGUCAUUUUGAGCGGAGAAGCAUCCGAGACAGAGAUGUUCGCGCUGGAACAGGCUGUGUACCAUGCUCUCCCGGAGAACUGGAGGUCACUGCUUCGGGCUGAGAUUGACCCAUUUUAUGUGGCCGCCAUCGGGACCGCGCGGAGAGCCAAGCUACAGCUUGAUGAUCCGGCUUUCCAGCGUGAAGAUGAUAAUCUUUUUGAUCUUGGAGGACACGAUGAGCUAUAGUCGUAAAGACAAGAGAUGGUAUCGGGUAUUCUUUCUUAGAUCGGCUAUGAUAUAGCGUGGAUGUUAUCUACAAGAUCAUAUGUGAUUGAUAGGUGUCAUAUCUGAUGCUUAGACAUUGGAUUAUGACACUUUUCAAGUUUC